GCGCGCGACAGGGCGAAGACAACCAAUUGCGUUGCAGGCACCAAAAAAAAAGUUUUUUCUGCCCAUCUUUCUAUGAAAUAGUUUCUUUUAGUUCUGCUUAGGUUUAGGUUUAAACCUGCAAGGUUCCAAUUUGAUAGUCUGGCAUAUAAACUCUAGGUCACGUUCUUCUUCACCACAAAACGUAAAAAUUUCUUCUUCGUCUGACUUUGGCCAAAAGUGACAAUAAUUGGAAAAACAAAUGAUUUUUUGAAACUUUGGCUUUUCAUAUGCAAAUUUAAUUGACUGCAAUUCAGCCCCGAAAUCAGUUGUAAGCACGAAGUCAAGGUACCAGCAGCCAUGAUGAAAUACUCCACAGUUGCCAUCAAUGUUCUGAUUUUCUACUUUCUAGGACCUCUCUCCACCCACAUCGCAACCUCCAACAACCUUCACCCUGGCACCCUGCAUGGACACCACAGUAGCAGAAACUACGAUCUCAAUGAAGCCACGCCCUACGAAGCAGACGACAAUAUAGAAGGACCGAUAUCUUCAAAACGAUACCUAGAGUCCAUCGCUUCCGAUAUCUUUAAAAGAGAUUACAAUUCACGGGUAAUCGAUCCUGUAUCUAGUGACAUUUUUAACAAAGAAACGGAGAAACGGUUGAUUGAAAGUAUCGGUACAGACAUUUUCAAAAAGAGUUCGCCCUAUCAAUAUUACCAUUCAGACCAGCACCCUUAUGGGUCGAACUCUCAGAAAUUGGAAUACUUGCAAAGACCGGGUGAUUCCUUACAAAAUGUAAUCGCCCACAGGAAAUUAAAUCUAAACUUUCGUGAAGGAUCGAGGAAAGACAAAGUACUCAAAUUCAACGAUACCUUUGAUAAAACGAUACCCCAUGGGCAUAAACGGUUUUUGGAAUCGAUUGCUAGUGACAUUUUUAAAAAGGAUAGUGCUUUCGAUAAACGAUUUUUGGAUGAGAUCGCAAGUUCUCUCGUCAAAAGAGACUACGACAUCGAUCCAGAAAUAGAUUUGUAUAGUGUUGCGAAAGAGGAGAAUUCUGAAUUGACCAAUAAACGAAACAUUGAUGAAAUCGCAAGUUCACUAAUCAAGAAAGACGACGGCGAAAAGCGAUAUUUUGAUGGUAUCGCCAGUUCACUUGUCAAGAAAGACGACGGCGAAAAGCGACAUUUAGACGGUAUCGCCAGCUCACUCAUCAAGAAAGACGACGGCGAAAAGCGACAUUUAGACGGUAUCGCCAGCUCACUCAUUAAGAAAGACGACGGCGAAAAGCGACAUUUAGACGGUAUCGCCAGCUCACUCAUCAAGAAAGACGACGGCGAAAAGCGACAUUUAGACGGUAUCGCCAGCUCACUCAUCAAGAAAGACGACGGCGAAAAGCGACAUUUAGACGGUAUCGCCAGUUCACUCAUUAAGAAAGAUGACGUCGAAAAGCGAUAUUUUGAUGGUAUCGCCAGCUCACUUGUCAAGAAAGACGACGGCGAAAAGCGAUAUUUUGAUGGUAUCGCCAGCUCACUUGUCAAGAAAGACGACGGCGAAAAGCGAUAUUUUGAUGGUAUCGCCAGCUCACUUGUCAAGAAAGACGACGGCGAAAAGCGAUAUUUUGAUGGUAUCGCCAGCUCACUUGUCAAGAAAGACGACAAACGAUAUUUUGAUGGUAUCGCCAGCUCACUUGUCAAGAAAGACGACGGCGAAAAGCGAUAUUUUGAUGGUAUCGCCAGCUCACUUGUCAAGAAAGACGACAAACGAUAUUUUGAUGGUAUCGCCAGCUCACUUGUCAAGAAAGACGACGGCGAAAAGCGAUAUUUUGAUGGUAUCGCCAGCUCACUUGUCAAGAAAGACGACAAACGAUAUUUUGAUGGUAUCGCCAGCUCACUUGUCAAGAAAGACGACGGCGAAAAGCGAUAUUUUGAAGACAUAGCCAGUUCACUCAUCAAAAGAAGCUCAAAUUCUGCAACACAUUCCAAACGGAUGUACGAGGUGACUGAUGACGUAUUGGAUGGGUCUCGGAUUUCUAAAAGGACAGCAGACGGCGUGCGUGGAUGGAGAGAAAGUGAAAAGAAAGAAACUGACGACACUGCACCAAAGUUGCGUCAUCGCCGUGACGUCAGCCUCAUCUCUGUUCCACGAGUCUCCCUGUCCCGCCCACGAAGAUUCAUAGACUCCACCGGCAGCGACAUCUUCAAGAGACAGCCCUUCAGACUCUUCACCAAGGCACACGUUGACCCGCAGACCUGGCACUCCUGGGGCACAUACAAGCCCCAGUGGCAGAAAACCAAGUCCAACGAGGGCGCCGCCAAGUCGUUUCGCCUCCUGGGCAAACGCGACUGGCUCGAUCACCUGGGUGAGGUGGAGGACGCCAAGAUGGACGACGCGGUGUCCAGGCUUUAUCUUGACCAGCAUGAGUACAACAAACGUCACCUGGAUAGCAUAGCGUCCUCUUUGCUCCAGAAGAGAUACCUGGACACGUUAGCCUCUAGUCUUAUUAAAAGAUCAGAUACGGACGAACAAGGAUUCGCAGACGGCUAUUUUACACUUCCGUUGAGUCGAGAGAUCUAUUUCCGCCAGCCAUUAGAUGUCCUUGACAAUGAUCAGGAAAGGUUUGAAUUUUGACCCCCACACCCCCGACACAUCCCCUCCCCAGACAACACUCGAGCCCAUGUCCACGCGGUGACCGGAACUGACCAGCGCUCCGCCCAGAUCUCAAGGGAUGCACGUAGGGCUUCAUUAAGGACAUCUCCUGAGCACUGCUGUCCCUGGGGUUCAAGGUCAUGCAAAGGUCAACAUCGGCCACCUUCACAAGGGACGUCCAUUGAGUCCUCCAGACAGAACCCCAGCGUCAGCAACUUCAUCUUCAGCGCCAUUGAAACUAGACAUUACGUAAUCUUCUAACACCGCCAUCAGACUUUUGUCGACACACUCACAACAACAAUUACACACACACACACACAAAUUAACACUCAUAUUCGCUAACAGUUCAUUCAGACACACGAAUAUAAUUAACAUGUUUGUUUUAUAUUAUUUUAUUUUGAUUUACUCUUUUUUUGUAUAGAUUGUCUCCCUUCAAAUAUAUUGCGUCAUCACUAAACUUUUUUUUUCUAUAUUUGGAUUUAGCUAUAAAUAGAACAUGUGCACUGUAUUGUGGGUACUGAAAGACGCCAAUUCCAAUCUAUUGAUUUAUAAACAUAUCAGUCGAAUAUAAUAGACUUUAAUUUUAAUUAAAGAGCGGUAAAAAUAUACUACAACAAAUACUAUAGACAUAUAGGACCAAAGAAAAACAAAGAUCGUUCGGAUCACUAGGCCUUCACCAGCCUACAAACGAAAAAGACAAACAAUGAAUACUAAAUAGGCUUUAAUUCAACUUAUCUGUACGAUAUGGUGGCUGGCUAUCGAGGCAGAAAAAGGAAUGUUAGAAAUUGUCUUUUUAAAUAAAUAAAUUAUAGCUUUAAUAUAGUGCUACUUUCAUGCUUAUAGCAUGCUCAGAGCGCUUUGGUCCAAUAUCAUUUGUGGACCCUUGGGUGGAGGGGGGUAUCUGUGAGAAAGUUUUCCGUGCUGCCUUUAGGCGCUCAGUAAACACAACUCUGCCCGAAUCGGGUGUCGAACCUAGAGCCCCCUUUCAUAGGUAGCCAAGCCAAGCCAAGCUCAAGCGUACUUAGCCCCUCGACCACGCUUUACUUUGAUUGAAUCUAAUGAAGGCCUUGUGGCCUAAACGUUCUUUGGCUUUCACUUUGGUCCAGAUGGGUUUCCUCUAUACAGGUCUAGGGUCUACUGUAUUUUACUAUUCAGCGGAUUACCAAUGCAGCAGUCAAUCUGUUUGUCUGUACCAGACGUGAUUAGCGAAAAAAAAAAUCAGCAGGGGGGUGAACAAAUACAAUUAAUGGUAAGCGAGGGGGUUAAGGGGGGCACAAUGAAUUUCAGAAAAUCAUGAAAUCGUGCAUAAAUAAGUCGCAUUCAUUAAAUCUUAAGAAAAUUAUUUCAGAAGGAAGGAAUCUUCCAGAAAAUGAAGUUUAACAUGUUCAGAAAAGCGUUAUUAGCUAAACAGCUGUUGGGUUUUCUUCUUAUGUUGCCAGGUUGGAUAUUUACUAAAAUAUUUCCAAGCAUUUGUUAAAAUGUUGCCAGGUUGGAUAUUUACAAAAAAAUAUUUCGAAGCAUUUUGUUAAAAUGUUGCCAGGUUGUUUAUUUAAAAAUGUUGCCAGGAGGUUCGAUCAGAUUAUUUAAAUUUGAAAUUCAACACAAAUUUCUUUUUUUUCCCACUAAUAUUACAUUGUGAUAUCAAGAUUGUUUUUUUUUUCCUCAAUUUUAAUUUCAUUUAUGUGCUCACUAAUUUAUUUUGUUGUUUGUUUAAAAUCUCAAAUCUCAAUUUUUAAAAUUUUACUUUGAUUUCUUCAUCUUGAAAUUUAUUUUCGGUUCCAAUAUCAAACACAGCUGUGUCACCUCUGACCUACAUAUAUUUGUGGCAUUGGCUCAUGUUUUAAAACUCUUUGUUGGAUCAAUAUACUUUUAUUUUUAUUGUAUUGGUUUCAGUUUUUAUUUUAUUGCAUUUUGUUGUAACAUGUUUGAAACAUUUUUGAAAACCGGAAGCAAAAAUAAAAGCACCAAUUGAUUU
Messenger RNA from Biomphalaria glabrata, 4597 nucleotides. RefSeq lists its product as uncharacterized. The record is from RefSeq and is a predicted model, not a curated record. The transcript is spliced from 5 exons. The coding region runs from base 337 to 2604 and encodes 755 amino acids. NCBI's taxonomy places the organism in Eukaryota, Metazoa, Mollusca, Gastropoda, Planorbidae.